Molecule: messenger RNA, 4085 nt
Organism: Verruconis gallopava
Lineage: Eukaryota; Fungi; Ascomycota; Dothideomycetes; Venturiales; Sympoventuriaceae
Exons: 12
Coding region: 1768-3903 (711 amino acids)
Biological process (GO): proteolysis
Molecular function (GO): serine-type endopeptidase activity
Source: RefSeq, a predicted model, not a curated record
ACGGCAACUUGACUUCUCUGCGCGGUCCGGCAUCGUUUCGCUCGUGCUGUGCUCGUUUGGACCUGGCCGUGCUUCGGCUACCUUUCAACAAUGCAUAUGCUGUAGCUCAGGGGUAGAGCAAGUCUUGAACUUGCGGGUCGUUCAUGAUCGCUGUCUGCUUUCAUCGGCUUUGUUCUGGUUAGGACAGCUGUGCUCAUCAUUCCCAUCUCCCAAGUUGCUGAAAGCGUCUGCUAUUGAUGCCACCGCUUGUUUCUCUACAGUCGCAUCGUCACGCUAUUCGAUAGACUCGUGCGAUGACAGGCACCGAGCUCAGUCGCCUUUCUUGAGUGUCGUACUUCAACUUCAUCUCCUAAGUUAUGAUCGUUGUCGUCUGGCGACGAAGCCUCACCAGCUGUGAUUGGUUAGUUGAUCAUGAUCUCCACAGCUCUCGCCGCAUGAUGAGGCCUAAGCCUCGAGAUGUGUUCGUCUCAUUUACCAGGCUUUCUAGACUUGUGGUGCAGAUAAAUAUAGCUGGAAUGAUAUUGCAUUUCCAUACAGACCGAUUUAAAAGCCUUCUACAAGAGAUUUGAAUAUGGAGGUUUGUAUUAUUUGCAGUUAAAAACGCGCUUGAAAUUACCCGGUGUCCUGUUUCCAGCAGGAAAUCAGAGUUGAACACGCCAAGAACAGCUGUAAGACGAGUUCAGAGCAGUCAAAUGAUAUAGCUUCAUUUGUUGAGUGAAUUCAGCGACGUUUGAGUUUCUAUAUUCUGGCUAAAGUCUGAUAAAAUAUCAUUAGGCCAUCAAAGCAAAAAAUGAUGUUAUUGCGGACCUGGAUCCUGACGACAGCUGUCUAGAAAACUCUAUGCCCGCGAAAUUCGUACUAAGAAAAUAGCUACUUAUUUACCCCUUCCUCAAUAACCGCCAUUGUUGAGAUGCUUGAAUCAAAGCUGAUUUUCACAAGAGCUUCGGGGAUAUAUUUCAGUUCUUGAUACGAGCAAGCAAUCAGAGGGAGAAUAUACGAAAAAAGAUAUCCUAUAACUGACUCCUCGUAUUGGGCCUCUGGUAUCUGAAGCUUCACAGGAUGAAUUUACUGGGAAAGUUGCUUCAGAACUGCUUGGCAUGGUUUGAUGGUCUUCGUAAAUAUGGCUUAGAAAGCUCUCGGUCUCGCACUUCGUCUCGCCGCAGGAUCUAUCUGUGACCCAGAAGCUCUAGCUUGCCGGGAUUCUUUAUAUGCUUCUAAGCCACCUUCUAAGUAAAGACGUCUAUCUCUUGGUUUUUCCUUCGCCCGUUGAUAGCCAUCCACUCUGUUUGCUUGGCACCGUUCAGCAUCAAGAUAGAGAAGCCCGGAAGCUUGCUGUAAUGCCCAGAGAGAUCUGCCAGAUGCCCAGAAAAUCGUAGCUCGUCGCCCAGAUUGCGAUGCAGGGAAAGCGUUUGGCUUGGCAAGUUUCUUAAGCGGAAAUCUUCCCCAGAAAGGAAGACCACAAAUUCCGCGUUCACCACCGGAAUGCACACUAACAGUAUAGAGGUAGUAGGACUGCUGACAGGUCGGCACAAUCAAAAACCAGGCACAAUAAUUAACAUAUCCGAUGUAACAUGGUGCAUCACAACAUGAUGGAACCUUCGACACAAGCCCUCACAAUCGCAUCAUCCACGUCGGUAAUGCUUGGCACAACCGGCUGAUGAUGAUGGCAUGCUCAUGCAGCCAUGGUCAUGUAGGUCUUGAGCUACAUUUCAAGCUUUUGGGAGAGCAUAUAAUGGCAGACCACUCAAUUUUGGGCAUUCCUUUACCAUGGCAAAACUCCAAGCCGUAGCGGCUGUUGCAGCAUAUGCAAUAACCGCUGUGCAUGCGAUGACGCCAGAACAGAUGCUUGCGGCACCACGGAGGUCGGAAGCGAUUCCCAAUCCUUCUGGAGAAUGGGCGGCUUUCACAUCAACGAACUAUUCAUUUGAGACACAUGAAAGCCAAACCGUGUGGAAUCUUCUGAACUUAAAGAGUGGAGAAGUGUCCCUUCUCUAUGAAGGGUCCGACAUUUCUGAAUUGGUCUGGAUUGGCCCUACUAACACCAGUGUAAUUUACGUAAAUGGAACGAACGAAGAGGGGAACGGUGGAAUUAGUCUCUAUUCUGCUGAUGUGAAUGCUAUGGAAGAUGCCACGCUUCUUGGAUCUCUACCUGCACCAUACUCUGGUCUGAAGGCCGUAAAGACGGCUAGCGGAGAUAUACACUUUCUUAUGUACUGCCAAGCAUACGAAAACGGAACCGCAUACAAUGCUGAUCUUGAAGAAAAGCCUAUCUCUACCGCUCGCAUAUACACAGAGAUCUACGUGAGACACUGGGACACAUGGCUAACGGACAAGAAAAAUAACAUAUUUGCCGGUACACUUAAGUCUGGAGAUAAUGGAUACACCUUCGACGGCAACAUGAAAAAUUUAAUGCAAGGGCUCGGAAACCUGACGAGAGCGGAGAGUCCUGUUAUGCCAUUCGGUGGAUCUAGCGAUUACGACAUCUCUCCAGAUGGCAAUGUGGUGGCGUUCUUAACAAAGAACAUCGAUUUGCCAUUGGCAAACUACACAAGCAGCCAAAUUUGGCUGGUGCCUUUCAACGGAGACUCUGAGCCCAGAGUCCUGAACGGCUUGGGAGCAGCAUCAACACCACCAGGCGCUGAAGGUGCCUCGUCAGGCCCUGUAUUUUCCCCGGACAGUUCCAUGAUUGCGUAUCUGCAGAUGGACGAGAUCACGUACGAGUCGGACAGAAACAAGAUCUACGUCGCCAAAGCAGACGCGGAGCGACCCGAAAUUCGAGUUCUUUGCGAAGAUUGGGACAUAUCGCCAAGUGUUCUCCAUUGGAAUUCAAACGGCACUGGUCUGUAUCUGGCUGCUCCUCAUCGCGGGAACGACAGGAUAUUCGAGAUGAUUCCACUCGACGCGCCAGUCAACUUCGAGCCGGUGAACAUCACCGACCGAGGCAGCGUUGCUGCAUUUUACGUGCUCCCUGACAACAAUUUGCUGGUAUCCGACUCCAAAAUGUGGUCGGCUCGAGAUUUUUAUAUACUCUCACCAAGCGGGGAAUUGCUCGCUGAUCUUUUCCACGCCAACAGAGUUGAUCCUGGGUACGAAGGUCUUGACGAAUCCAUUCAAUCAGAAUUCUACUUCCCCGGUAACUUCACUGACGUUCAUUCAUUCAUCGUGUAUCCCCAAAACUUCGACGAAUCCAAGAAAUACCCUCUUGCAUUCAUCAUCCACGGUGGCCCCCAAAGCCAGCAUACGAACGCCUUCUCAACGAGAUGGAAUUUCAAAGUUUGGGCAGAUCAGGGAUACGUCGUCAUCGCACCCAAUCCUACGGGUUCGAACGGCUUUGGAGAGGCAUUUCAGGACGCCAUACAGAAUAAUUGGGGCUCCUACCCGUACGAUGAUCUUGUGAAAUGCUGGAACUACGUCAAAGAAAACUUUCCUUAUAUUGAUACGGAUAAUGGCAUCGCUGCGGGAGCUUCCUAUGGAGGAUACAUGACGAAUUGGAUCCAGGGCCACGAUCUGGGCCGCAAAUUCAAAGCCCUUGUCACACAUGACGGUAGCACGGAUACCACCGCUCAAUAUACCACAGAGGAGCUGUGGUUUAUGCAGCACGAUUUCAAUGGCACUCUAUGGGACAAUCGAGAAAAUUACGAACGCUGGAAUCCAAUCAACCACAUUCACAACUGGGCUACGCCACAGUUCGUCGUGCAUAACACGCUUGACUACCGGCUCCCCGAAUCAGAAGGCAUCAUGCUCUUCAAUAUCCUGCAGUCGAGAGGUGUGCCGAGCAAGUUUCUCAGCUUUCCUGAUGAGAAUCACUGGGUACUGAACAGAGAGAACAGCCUUGUGUGGCAUCGAGAAAUAUUCAAAUGGAUCAAUCACUAUUCGGGGUUGAGUGAAGAAGGUCCGUAUUAAAAUGCGGCACAACAAAAAGCGUUUCGAGAAAUCAAGUCUGCAUAUAGACUCUCUUAAAAGCCAGGAGGCUACUUGUUGCUGUAUGCAUCUGAUGUCAUUCAUAUGAGCUAUGACCGAUUAAUAAAAGCUCGAAACAUCCUGUGAAUAUGAUACUAAUACAAACUACCGGGCACUAACAGCAC